AUGAUGCCGACUGAGGAGGUGGAACGCUGUCAGCAGCAGAAGUGGGAGUCUCUACAGACCUACUUGCCUCGGCUCAAGGCCGAGGUGACCCACUUGGCUCAAGUCUGUUGCAUGAAUACCGCCGAGGUGCUGGCCGGGGCUGAUUUCACCGACAACGAAUCGGUUGUCGGGCACCUAGAGACGAGGUUGGAGGAUUUGCGCGAUGUCUACGCCAGGCAUAGCGUCGCCUAUGACAGCAUCUCGGCCUACGAUCGUCUUUGGGCGGCUCUAUUCGAAGUUGAGGUCAAGAUGAAGGAUCCUGCCAUUCUGGCGAAUCGAGGAGGGAUCCUGCUGAAGACGGAGAAGGAGAAGAAGCGCUUGCUGAAGGAGCUGCAGCGAGUGGAACAGGAGACUCAGGAGACGAUUCGGAAGUACCAAUCGGCUGGUGAUGCCGACCAGUUCCGGCUCUCGAGUGGUUUGACUUUUGGUGAGUACGCGGCGAAGCGAUGGGAGGACUACCGAGUGAGCAGAGAGCCGACGAGGUCGCGCGGGAAAGUGAUCGGAGCGAAUGGGGGCGGCUCCUCAAGCCGGUCAAGCAGCCUGCACCCCGAGAGCCCUCAGCAUCCGGGCGCUCCGCGCUAA
Molecule: messenger RNA, 621 nt
Organism: Protopolystoma xenopodis
Lineage: Eukaryota; Metazoa; Platyhelminthes; Monogenea; Polystomatidea; Polystomatidae
Source: the annotation of a GenBank genome assembly